AUGACUGUCGAAGAAAUCUCCGCCGCUGAGGCGCGCACCAAGCUGGCCUACAAGAACAGAUGGAAGACCAUUGCUUCUAACCCCAAGAUCGUUGUUAUUGCCCUUUUCGCAUCCUUCGGUGGUUUCGAAUAUGGAUACCAACAAGGUGUACUCGGACAAUCCCUUGUCAUGACACGCUUCAAGGACAACUUCCCUUCCGUCGUUGACUCAUCCAGCGCUACCGGCUGGUUGACCUCUAUCCUGCAACUCGGUGGUAUCCUGGGCUCCGUCAGCGCUGGUGUCUUUGGCGAAGUCUUCUCCCGAAAGUACACCAUGUUCUCCGCCUGUCUCUGGGUCGUCCUCGGCAGUUACCUGUACACUGGCGCAAGCUACCACAAGCCCGAGCUUCUGUACGCUGGACGAUUCUUCACUGGUCUCGGUGUCGGAACCUUCAGCGGUGUUGGUCCCCUCUACAACGCCGAGCUUGCCGCCCCCGAAAUGCGUGGUUUCAUCGUGUCUUUCUACCAAUUCGCAACCAUUCUGGGAAUCAUGCUUAGUUUCUGGAUUGGAUAUGGCAGCAACUACAUCGGCGGCACUGGCAUUGACCAGUCCGACCUGGCUUGGAAGCUUCCUUCUUAUAUCCAGGGCGUCCCUGCAGCUCUGCUCGCCCUCGGCAUCUGGUGGCUUCCCUUCUCUCCUCGUUGGCUGGUCAAGCAAGGCCGCGAUGAGGAGGCUGUCAAGACUAUCGCCUAUCUCCGCAAGCUUGAUGUCGAGAGCGAACUUGUCCAGGUCGAGUUCAAGGAGAUCAAGGCCGAGGCUCUCUUCGAGCAGCGUUCUUUCCAGAAGGCCUUCCCUCAACUCGCCGAGAAGGAGAAGACCAGCGUGUGGAUGCGCGAGGUCGCUCAGUACUGGCAGAUUGUGCGCUCGUGGCCUCACUUCAAGCGUGUGGCUACUGCGUGGCUGGUGAUGUUCUGGCAGCAAUGGUCUGGUAUUGAUGCCAUCAUCUACUAUGCUUCCAACGUCUUCCAAAGCCUGGGUCUCACUGGAGGCACCACCGCUCUGCUCGCUACUGGUGUCACUGGCGUCGUCUUCUUCGUUUCAACUCUCCCCGCUAUGGCUAUCAUCGACAAGGUCGGCCGAAAGCCCAUCCUGAUUGUUAGCUCCAUUGUGAUGUUGAUCUCGAUGGUCAUUCCCGCCAUCAUCGUUGCCAAGUUCAGCCACGACUGGCCCGGCCACCCUGUUGAGGGUUGGGUUGCUGUCGCGUUCAUCUGGAUCUACAUCGCUGGUUUCGGAGCCGGCUGGGGUCCCGUCUCAUGGACCUUGGUGAGCGAGAUCUUCCCCCUCUCCAUUCGUGCCAAGGGCGCAUCCAUCGGCGCCUCAAGCAACUGGCUCAACAACUUCGCCGUCGCCUUCUACGUCCCCUCCAUGCUGGAAGCCUGGGAGUGGGGCACCUACCUCUUCUUCGCCGUCUUCCUGUUCUGCGGCAUCCUGUGGGUGCACUUCUGCCUUCCCGAGACCAAGGGAGCCACCCUCGAGGAGAUGGAUCGCGUUUUCGGCAGCAACACGGGCCACGAGGACGGCAUCAUGCUGCAGCAGGCCAGGCGCGAUGUCGGUCUCACUGAAGAACUGGAGGACAACGCUAUCCACGCUGAGAAGAAGGGUCUGCAUGAGACCUCCCAGCACGAGAGCGUCUGA
This is a messenger RNA of Colletotrichum karsti, 1674 nucleotides long. Its product is annotated as quinate permease. Gene Ontology annotation, biological process: transmembrane transport; carbohydrate transport. The transcript has 5 exons. The coding region runs from base 1 to 1674 and encodes 557 amino acids. NCBI's taxonomy places the organism in Eukaryota, Fungi, Ascomycota, Sordariomycetes, Glomerellales, Glomerellaceae. Gene Ontology annotation, molecular function: carbohydrate:proton symporter activity. The record is from RefSeq and is a predicted model, not a curated record. Gene Ontology annotation, cellular component: membrane.